AGUAGCAGCGGCGGCGGCGGCGGCAGCAGCAGCAUCCCCUCCUGAGUUCCCGCCUCCGUCCCCGCCCGGCACGAAGCAGCAGAAGGAGGAGGAGGAGGGAGGGAGAGAGGAAGCUGCAGUGCGUGGGGAGCAGCCACAGCGGCGGAAUAAAGCGAGUUUUGUCCUUCCUGCCCCUGCGAGAGCCUGGCUGGCAGCAGCGCUAUGGCCGCGGCACCCCCCAGGCCAAAGGCGGGCUGCGGAGCGGCAACAGCAGCAGCAGGAGGAGUAGACGCCCAGCAGCAGUGACCAGCCUCCUGGCCUGCCUGCCUGCCUUCCCACCCCCGGCUCUCCGUCCAGGCCGCGUUUCUAAGCUUCGGCGGCGCCCGUGUGGACAGCCAGGUGGCCGCUGCGCCUCGUCGCCCCUCUCCUUGCCCUCCACGUUGCGGGGGCGGCACCGCCAUGUGGGGGAAGCUCCUCUCCGAGCUUGGGCAGGACGGCGACUACAGAGCAGGCCCAGAAUAUUCCUCGUCGGGAUGGUUACCUGGAACUGAUUCAUUGUGGCAAGCCACAACCGGUCCAUCGAGCGGUAGAAGUACUCAUGUCAGAAGACACAGCAUAGCUUCUGACAGCGGGGACACUGGCAUCGGAACCUCCUGUUCUGAUAGUGUGGAAGAUCAUUCCACCUCAAGUGGUACUUCUUCAUUUAAGCCCAGCCGUUCACUGGUCUCAAUUCCCACUGCCCAUGUGAUGCCGUCUAAUGCCAGCUCUUCGCUUUCCAAACAUAGGGAACUUCUCAAAACUGACAGUUCAAAAUGGAAUACAAGUCUUUUGAGGUCUGCUGGAAGUAGGCAUCAGGGCAUGCUGGACAGUUCUCUUGACAUGAAGGACUUAAGGCCUGUAAGGAAGUGGUCAUCUUUGUCUAAACUCAGCAUGCCCAUUGCUUGUAAUCCGGAUGGGAGUGUUUACUCAGCAGAGUGCAGGCCCAGCAUGGAUAAAAUGGGAAGAGAUAAGACUGUGUCACCACCAUUAAGAAUAAAUGGAACAAGCUGCUUGCACAAUAGCAUGGAACUACUCAAGAUUGAGGACAAAGAAAUGGGGAAAAAAAGAAAUUCCACCUUGGAGUGCAAAUACAAAUUUGAAAGUUGCAGCAAAGACGACUUGGGUGUUCCUGACCCAUCAAACAGGAGACAUGCCUUAGACAUGACCUAUAGUGCCUUACCUGAAAGCAAGCCUGCUACAUCAAACUGUGAGGUUUUUCGACAAGGAUAUAUAACCUUGGGAUCACAGGCUGUGAGUGGGAUUCCUAUUCAGCCUUCUGAGAGGACCCAGAGGUGGCUUACAGAACAACUACAGACAAAUCCUCCAGACCCUAGGUCUUCUGAGGAGGCGUACGGCUUACCCCCUUGGCAGUUACAGCAACUUGAAGAACUUAGAACGGGAACUGAACAUCCUGUGCAGGUUCUGAGUGGAUCAGCUCAUCAAGAUUACCCAGCUUCAGGCUUUCAGGAAUUCAGUAAUUGGGAAUCCCUGAUGAAAAUCAAAGAAGGAUUGUUGAGGCAGAAAGAGAUUGUGAUUCAUCGGCAGAACCAGCAAAUUAACCUUUUAUAUCAGAGGAUUAGAGACAAUGAAUUGCGAGCUCAGCAAGCAAGACUGGGGCACAUUGUGAACUGUGAAGACUCUUACGUGAAUAGUUUCCAGCAGCCUCAGUAUGAGAACACAGCAAUACAAGCUCAAUUUGCGGAGAGAUCUGUGGUCCAUUGUGAAAGGGAAGAACUGGAACCAAAGCUUGUAGCAGUACAGAGUAAGGAGCUGCAACUUAGUGAGUUCCUCAAACAAGUGGCAAACAGAUCCAAUGAAGACAAAAAGAAAAUGGAAGAGAAGCUCAAAACCAGAGACAGGUACAUAAGCAGCCUGAAAAAGAAAUGCCAAAAAGAAUCGGAGCAAAACAAAGAAAAACAGAGAAGAAUUGAAACACUUGAAAAGUACCUGGCUGACUUGCCAACAUUGGAUGAUGUUGAAAGUCAAAGCAAACAGCUGCAAGUUCUGGAAGAAAAGAACAAGCAGCUGAAAGCUACGACGGCUGAGCUAGAAAAGGCGCUUGAGGAGUCCAGGACACAAUGUAAAGAAAAAGAAUUACAACUGGUCUGUCAGAAGAAGAAAGAAAAAGAAUUGGUAACUGCAGUACAGAGCCUGCAACAGAAAGUAGAAAAAUGCCUGGAAGAUGGUGUCCGUCUUCCGAUGUUGGACACAAAACAACUUCAGAGUGAAAAUGAAAGCCUUAAAGACAAAAAUGAGAAAGCCAGCAAGGUCAUAGACAAUCAACAGAAUCAGAUCACUGAGAUGACUUUAGAGAUUCAGUCUAUGCAAGACAAACUUUUACAAGGGAAACUGACAGUUCAAAAGCUGAAAAGUGAACUUGAAGAAAAAGAUAAGUGUAUACAGCAGUUCCAUAAGACUCUGCUUGAAAACCAAAGAUUUAUGGAAGAAAAUGCCUCUUUGAGGGAACAGAUUCACCAGAUGGAACAGUCCAGGCAGCCAGUGGCUGAAAAACUGCCUGUGGCUGACCAGUUGUUCAAGGAAAUGUCUCACUGUCUGUUUGACUUGAAAGCACUUUGCAGUAUUCUUACCCAUAGAGCUCAGGGCAAGGAGCCUAACCUGUCCUUACUGCUGGGAAUCCGAUCAAUGAGCUGCUCAUCCGAAGAUGAGAACUACCACAGCACAGAAACUCUUUCGAAGAAACUCUCAGAGGUGUGCCAGUUACGAAAAGAUAUUGAUGAGUUGAGGACUAUAAUAUCAGAAUGUUAUGCUCAGGACAUGGGAGAGAAUUGCAUUACACAGUGAUAAAAAGUUUGGUCUCACAGCAACAGUGACUAAGUUAUUAAAUGCUGCUCUGGUGGUUAGUUCCUUGUGUUUCUGUUAAGGAGCCAUACUGGAAGAUGCUCUUUGUGGCCAAGCAGAGGGGUUCAGUCAGUUGUGCAUAGUUCAUGCAGGUGAAGCAGUCAUCCAGUGAAGAGAACAGUACGGGAUACAAGAGCAAUCGGAUACCUUCAAAACUACUGAAUGUAGGUCAAAGCUGUGAAGAAUGUGUUUCUAUUUGGAUCUUGUUUCCUCUCUCUCAUGGCCCAUAUAAAAGUAUCCAAUAUGGUUUUUGGAGUCAAAACUCUGUCUGAGAUACAAGAUCUUAUUGGACAAAGUUGUUGAAGUGCCUGACUACCUGUGGGCAUUAAAACUAUGGACAGUGAUACAGAGGCUCCUACAAAGACUUGUUUGUUACAGACAGGCACCGAGAUGGUUUUUGGCACAUUAGAUAAAGAGAGGCCAACUGCUCUAUAAUGUUUGCCUUCUCAUAAGAUUUUUCCCCUCAGUUAUUGAUCAUUAGUAUUCUUCUCUUGUACAAAACAGAAAAUAAGCUCCCCCAUUUUAGAUAAGGUGUAAGGGCUCAGACUUAGAAUUUAGCCAUCAGCCUCUUCUGAACUAGUGUUCAUUUUGGUUUUGAUCAGUGUUGUGUGUGAUAUGAGUGCAUAAAAGCUUGGAAAAUUAUUAUUAUGAUGAUUAUUAUUAUGAUUAUUAUUAUGACAAACAACCAUUAGAAGGAAGGGCAAGAAUGCAUCUUGGUAGUCGGGCCCAACAUUUUGAAUGUGUUCAUAAGCUCACUCCAGCACACAAGAAGAUUAAAAGCCUAAAAUAAACAUGUUUUCUCUUUAAAGUUUGAAAGCAGCAGUUCUUCUUGGAUACAUUUAGUCAGACUGCUCCAGAACUAAGAAACGAUUGAGCCAAAGUCACUCUGUAAUCCAGACUGGUCUACUUGGUUGCGUUAAACAGUUAUAGCCUCGCUACCAAGCCAGGCUUGCUGUCACUUUAUUCUGACAAUCAGUUAUAUAAAGAAAUUGAAUGCUUUCUUUGAUAAGAGAGAGGAGAAGGUAGAUCUGCUUAUUUGCAGUUACAGCCAGCAGAACAGAAGGUUUUAGAUGGCUGUGUUAAUAGUCAGUGCUCAAAGAAAGAGCUUGUAUUGAAUGAGUUGCCAUUUUUCAUUUUAUAUUAAUAUCUCUCAAGCCAUUUUUAAAAGGUUAUCAAUUUUACUAGGAUUUUUAAAAAAAGAUUUGUUUGAGUUAUGUUUAAAUAUCAUGCGCAUAUGAUUGUAAUUAUUUCAAAAACCAGUUUGUCAUUUUUUCAAGAUAUGACAAGUUUUAUUUAUUUAAAUAAGUGUUGCUUGUUAUACUGUUCAGGCUUUGAGUUGUCAGAUUUUAUUUUAGUAUUUAUCUUAACUACUACUCAGUGUUUUCAAAUGCAGAUUUCUAAGUAUUACAUUUAAGCAGCUGUAUAAGCAUGAAAAUGUACCAUGCUCCAUCCUUACAACAUUAAAACAAAUGGCCUGAACUGUAAAAUACUAACCCUGCAAUCCCAAGUAUAGUUACUAGAAGGUUAGCCCAGUUGAAAUCAGUGUUAAUUCCAACUGAGUGAAUAUACUUCAAUUUAGAACUGAGCUAUUGGUUUUUCUGUUCAGAUGAGGGCUUGAAUGGUCAGAAAUAGUUUUAAUAUAUUUAUUUUCACAGCACAAAACAACUGAAAGUCAGAGAAAGUUCCCCAGUAUGUUGUGCUGUUGAGAGAUAAAGAGUUCUGCAUUGUUUCUAACCAUCUUUUCCCCUUGCAUCUUGAUCCUUCAGUGACAUUAUUGUUUAUGAUAUUUUUGCUAAGAAUUUGGCACUGCAAGUUCACUGUGGAGCCAAGAAUCUUCCAAGGCUUAAAAUAGAACAAGUUUAUGUAAGCAGUAUAGUUCUUGGAUGAAGAAAUGGGAAGCAUUUAUUUUAUUUCUAUAUUGCUUGAAAAGAAUGAGGUUUUUAGGUGCCUGGUUAAACAAGAUAGGCCUCAUUGUUUAGGUCCUUUCCUUUGUCUGCUCAUCACCUUCUUUAUCAUCUGUGCAAGAUAAUUCAGUCAAGAAUUAAGACAGCAAAGGUUUAGAAAGCACUUAGGAAUAAAGGUGUGCUACGUUUUCAAUCAUGAAAAUGUUGAAAGUGAAAGGUUGAAACAGCAGAAGUUUCACAGUUCUACCUUGCUUAUCUUUUUGUAUGUGCUGAUUGUACCCACAUCUUUUCCUAAACUGCAGCUUUGGCGCCAUUAUUUGUAAAAAAUAUGAGCUUCUUCCUGAAAUGACCCCAGACAAUCAGGCUCAUAAAAUUUUUUGAUGCCAAUCAGAUUUGUCUGCAUCAUGAUACCUUAAGCCCAACUGGAGUGUGGGCAGAUCCAUUGUCCCCACUUUGAUAAACUUCCUGGUUAUGUCAUGUAGCCCCUCAUAUUUGGCUGUGUGAUAGUGUCAGUGAGCCAAUGCUUUCUACCCAUACUCUAAAUGAACAUUUCACCAUGUUUUGCAAGUCCCACUGAAAAGCGCCAAAAUGAAAGGAUGUGCACUGAGGGCAGGUUUUUGUUUUGUUUUGUGCAAUAAACGCCUACCUAUUCCAUUUUUUCUAAGUUAUACUUAAGAUUUCUUUGACUUCUUCGAUACUUUAAAACUUACUUAGUUGCUUUUUAAAAAAGUCUUCCCAUUCUUGAAGUUCUUUCUUCUGCUUCUGCUGUAGUUGAACUAUUCCAACGAUGCAUUUUUGUAGUUGAAGAGUAUGGAUUAUCCAAACUUUUACAAUAUGUAAGGUUUACAUUCUGAUCUAGAAGAAGAGAACUGCACCAGAAACACGAGGAAAAACCUUCUUUGAGAACGUAUUACUUUAACAAUUAUUUCAGUGGGGGAUAAUGGAAUAAUUACCCUUUAUAAUUAUGAUGGAAACAAUUAUUCCGUCAUAAUAGAGUAGUCCAUACAUAAUAGGUGUUAUGUACUCCAUAUGUAAUAGGUAGGUAUUCUUGCAUUGUAGAAUUCUUUUUCAAAAAGCAGCAAGCAUGAAACUUGGUUAGUUGGUUGAAGUAUAAGACUAGUUCUCUACAGCACCUUUUGAAAGCUUUCCUUUUGCUUAUGACAUUGUGACCUGCCAAACUGAAGGCCCCUCAAUCACUUGUUCAGAGAAAGGCAGCUGGAUUCAGUACCUACUGUAUCCCAAGCAAUUGAUUGAUAUUCUUAGAGCUGAAAGUGCCAACCAUCUGUUCAGAGCUACACUUAUGAUCUCAGUCCAGCAAGGGGGACCAUCAGCACAGCAGGCAUGCUAAGUGCAGGGGUGCAACAGCAGCCACCAUUCACAUGCAUGGCUUCCAGUCUAGAAAGAGAUCUGCAUUUUGAAUGAAGAUUCACUUUCUGUUGACUGGUGAAAGAAGGUGGUAGCCAAAGACAGAAAUGGCAUGGGCAGAAUGGAAGUGAGCCAUAAAUAUACAGGGUAACAUCUACAGUUGUCCAUAGUCUGGAGCAGGACUGCUUGCUCCAGAGUAAGGACUCUUGUUCCAGACAAAGGUCAACUGUGGAAUGCUACACAAUUAUUAUUUUUCUUUAGAAUUAUUUUUUUAAAAUAGGCCCUGCUGUUGGUAGCUAAAGAGCCUGUUGGUUUACAAUGGCCUUUACAUGGUUUAAGGUUUAUGUAGGAUGUGCAAGGGUAUUUUCAGCGGAGAUAUAUAUAAAUGUAUGUAUGUAUAUGUAUAUAUGGUCCCAUUCAACACAUUUUAUGAGAAGUGGUUAACUAAUAUUAACAAAGGUAUUACAUAUUAAACUGAUUUAGUCAUGACAACUUCUUGCCACAGCUAUAAGAGACAAUCCCAAGGGCUGAGAAAUAAUUACUAGUGAAUGGAUACUGCACAGUUUUGUCUGUUAGCAAACAAGAAGAAAUAUUUACACAUAAUUUCCAUAUUUCAGGUUGAAUUUCUAUAAUUGUGUAGAUCACAUUUUAUAGUAACUACUGUAAUUCAAGAAUGUAUUUCAAAAGAAGCUUGGAACUUGUUUUUGGAUAUAAUUGGCUAUUGUAUGUCAUACACACACACACACACACACACACACACACACACACGUAUUAAGGUGUGCAAGUUACUUGUUCAGCUGGGCCACUUGUCUAUAAUCCUAUGCACACUUACUUGAAAGUAAGCCCCAAUAUCAGUGCUACAAACUAAAUGUGUUUAGGAUUCAUUGUUAAGUCUUCAGCUUUAGGUGUAUAGGUUUAGAAGCACAGUAAAUGUGUAUUUUGUUCAAAUAGGUUGUCACAGUCACCCACCCAGGCUAGAGACUUUUUUUAUUUUUUACAAAAUUAGCUGUAUAAACCAAAGUUCUUUUUCUCUUGCAGUACUGGAGCUUGCUUUAUUAUUUUCACUUUUCUGGGGGAAAUUGGCAGGAUUUAUUUCUUGUAUGAUUCCCGAGUAAGAGAGAUGGAAGAGCAAGGCAAAGUGUACAUAAAGUUUCACAUGCUUAAAACUUAAGCUGAGCUAAGUUCACUCAGUCACAUACAACCAAAUUUGUCAUUCAACAAUUCCCCUUUAAAUCGAUCUAAGUAUUUGGGGCUAGCUUUCUGUAAGAAAUAGAUUUGACACAAUAUUCUGUAUUUGGAUGAGUCCUUCAUUCAAAAAUUUAAAAAGUUAGUACUUUGGGAAAAGCCAUUGGAUAGUAAAAAUUUGGUAAACAAAUCAAAUAUAAAAAGAGCUUAUUAGCACUAUUAAUUCCAGUGCUGUGCACCUCUGUGCCUUUUAUUUUUGCUUAUGGCUAAAACAACCUGUUGUUUUUUAAAAAGCCAUGAGAAUAUCAAACCGUUGCACUUUGUUUUGUCUGCACAGAGAUGUUUUAGCUUUAGGCUUGUGAGAAACAACUUUCAUAAAUAGAAAUAUUUUCUAAAUGCUGUAGGUCAUCCUAUGAAAAGGCAGCUCGAUCUUUAGUUACUAGUUUUUCUGUAUAUGGAGGACAUGCAGGAUAUUCAAUUGGAAUGUAUUCAUUUUAUGUAUAUUAGCUAUUAGUAUAACAUUGGUAAUCGGGGGGGCAAGGGAAGGGAUAGGGGCUAACUUUAAAAGCACAGAUGAUGUGUACUGGAUCAGUCUCUUAAGACUGGUAGUUUUUCAAAGUUGCGUUCAGUUUUUGAACUGCUCUGAAUACCUCAUGUGUAAAUAGAGUUGUCAUGACUUAAUCGAAAUGCAUCCAGUGUUGUUUUUUAAUUUUCAAAGAGCCACUGGCUGGCUCACCUCUUCAGGCCUGUCAUUCUUGCCUCUUUUUGUAACUUUUUUUUAAAAAGUAGAGUUUACAGCUAGAAUUUUGAAUGCCAAAGUUCUAUUUAUUAAAAUAAUAAAAGUUUUCUUGUCAAUUACUAGUAUUUUUCCACUCAAUUUGUUUGUUUGAUGUUUGGAUUUGUAUCUACAGAGCAAAAAAUAAAUUUUGUUACAAAAACUA
Messenger RNA from Hemicordylus capensis (graceful crag lizard), 8272 nucleotides. RefSeq names its product centrosomal protein 85 like (gene CEP85L). Lineage: Eukaryota; Metazoa; Chordata; Lepidosauria; Squamata; Cordylidae. The record is from RefSeq and is a predicted model, not a curated record. The coding region runs from base 439 to 2820 and encodes 793 amino acids. The transcript has 13 exons. Gene Ontology annotation, cellular component: centrosome.